Molecule: messenger RNA, 2580 nt
Organism: Saccharomycopsis crataegensis
Lineage: Eukaryota; Fungi; Ascomycota; Saccharomycetes; Ascoideales; Saccharomycopsidaceae
Gene: SEC27
Product: coatomer subunit beta'
Exons: 2
Coding region: 1-2580 (859 amino acids)
Biological process (GO): retrograde vesicle-mediated transport, Golgi to endoplasmic reticulum; intra-Golgi vesicle-mediated transport; intracellular protein transport
Cellular component (GO): COPI vesicle coat
Molecular function (GO): protein binding; structural molecule activity
Source: RefSeq, a predicted model, not a curated record
AUGAAGUUGGAUAUCAAAAAAAUAUUCACCACCAGAACCGAUAGAGUUAAGGCCUUGGAUUUCCAUCCAACUGAACCUUGGGUAUUAUCCACCUUGUACUCCGGUAAGAUCGAAAUAUGGAACUACGAAUCCCAAACUUUGGUCAAAUCUCUUGACGUUACCAACGUACCUGUCCGUGCUGGGAAAUUCAUUGCCAGAAAAAACUGGAUCAUUCUUGGUGCUGACGAUUUCCAAGUAAGAAUCUACAAUUACAAUACCUCUGAAAAACUUCACCAAUUCGAAGCGCAUCCAGAUUAUGUUAGAUGUAUCGACGUUCACCCAACUAGACCAUAUGUUAUCACUUCUUCUGAUGAUAUGACUAUUAGAUUAUGGAACUGGGAACAAAACUGGAAACUUGAACAAGUCUUUGAAGGCCAUCAACACUAUAUUAUGGGUUUGAAAUUUAAUCCAAAGGAUCCAAAUACCUUUGCUUCUGGGUGUUUGGACCGUACCGUCAAGAUUUGGUCACUAGGCUCUCCAACCCCAAAUUUCACUCUUGAAGCCCACGUCACCAAGGGGGUCAAUUACGUCGAUUACUACCCAUUAAAUGAUAAACCAUAUUUGAUCACUUGUUCUGAUGACCGUACCAUCAAAAUCUGGGAUUACCAAACUAAAUCCUGUGUUGCUACUUUGGAAGGACAUUUGUCUAAUGUUUCUUUUGCCAUUUUCCACCCUGAGUUGCCAUUAAUUAUUUCUGGUUCCGAAGAUGGAAGCAUCAAGAUCUGGAACGCCAACACUUACAAAUUAGAAGGAUCGGUGAAUUUCGGCUUAGAAAGAGCCUGGAGUGUUGCCAGUAAGAAGGGUUCUAACUUGGUGGCCUUUGGGUUUGACGCCGGCCAUAUGGUUGUUAAAUUAGGUAAAGAAGAACCAUCAAUCUCAAUGGACCCAACUGGUAAAAUCAUUUGGUCGAAGAACUCUGAAGUUUUCACCACCGUCAUUAAAAAUAAUUCUAGUCAAGAUAUAGUUGAUGGUGAAAUCAUCCCAUUACAAACUAAAGAAUUGGGUACCGUGGAAAUCUAUCCAACAAAGUUACAACACUCUCCAAACGGUAGAUUUGUAGCUGUUAGUGGUGAUGGCGAAUAUAUCAUAUAUACUGCAUUGGCAUGGAGAAAUAAAGCCUAUGGCUCAGCCCUUGAUUUUGUUUGGGGACAAGAUUCAAAUGACUACGCCAUUAGAGAGGCAAAAAGCCAAUCGGUCAAAUUAUUCAAGAAUUUCAAGCAAAGAACCAACGUUUCCAUUGAUUUGGACUACAAGCCAGACAAGUUAUUCGGUGGUGCCUUAUUGGGAGUUGAAUCGAGUACUACUUACGAUUCUAGCUUUAUUCAUUUCUUUGACUGGGAAACUGGAAGAUUGGUUAGUGAAGUUGAUGUCUCUAACGUCACUGAUAUUGUAUGGACCAGUAAUGGUGAAUUGGUCGUUAUUAUCUGUUCUGAUAUUUCAUAUGUGUUGAGAUACGAUAGUGAGGCCUUCCAUGCCGCUCUUAACGAAGAAUCCGAAGCCUUGAGUAGCGGUGGUGAAUCUCCAUUUGAUCCACAAAAGGGUAUUGAUAACGCUUUUGAAGUAAUUGAAGAAUUGAACGAACAGAUAACCAGCGGUAAAUGGAUUGGUGAUGUUUUCUUGUACACUACCGCUACCAACAGAUUGAAUUAUUUUGUUGGUGACUCCGUUUUCAAUGUUCACAAUUUCGAUAAUAGCAUGUACUUGUUGGACUACUUGCCUAGAGAUAAUAGAGUUUAUCUCUGUGAUAAGGAUGUCAAUAUUAUUUCUAUUGGGUUGUCCUUGACCGUUCUUGAAUAUCAGACUACUGUGUUGCGUAGUGGGGUUGAAGACGCAAGAGAAUUCUUAGAAUCUAUUCCUUCGAGUGAUAUGAUCAAGAUUUCCAAGUUCUUGCAAGAUCAAGGGUUCUUGGAAGAAUCAUUGAGCGUUUCUACCGAUGAUGAACAGAAAUUCGAAUUGGCCAUGAAGUUGAAUAACUUUACCUUAGCUUUGGAGAUUGCUCACAGUUUGAAUAACCAAAUGAAAUGGAAUAAGUUGGGCGAUGCCUUAUUAAAGAAAUUUAAAUAUAAAUCAGCCAUCCAAUGCUUUGAAAAGUCGCAGGAUCAUGAGACUUUAUUCUUGUUGUACUCUUCAUUCAAUAACCUCAAGAAAUUGACUGAAUUGGGUUUGAAGGCUAAAGAACUUGGGAAGAACAACUUAGCUUUCAACUGCUUCUGGCUAACUGGAAACAAGAAAGAAAUCAUCAAAUUAUUAGAAAAAACUGGCAGACUUUCAGAAGCCUCAAUAUUCGGUUUCAAGUAUGGUCUUUCAUAUGAAGAAUUGGAAAAGAUUGUCAAGGUUUGGCAAACAGGGCUUUUGAAGGAAGGUAAAGUACGUGUUGCUGAAAAACUACAGAUUCCUAAUGUCAAUAACGAUGCCUUCCCAGCUGAGACAGGUGUCCUUAUUGAUGUCGACGAAAGUCCUGUUGAUGCUGCUCUUCCUGCUGAUACUGCUCUUCCUGUUGAUGCCGUUCCUGUUGAAGCUGAAGCUGAAGUCGAAGUCUAG